CACGCUCCUUCAUCACCGUCCUCGACGUCCCCGCUCCUUUCUCAUCGUCUUGCACGACAAACAAGCGGUCUGCUAACAUGUCGGGAGGCUCGAGCAACCAAAUCAUAAUCCCGUCGACUGCACCCGCGGGGAGUCUAUCCAUCACUCAGCCCCCGCAGACGGCGACGUCGUACUACAAGAUCGCGCCGUCCAACACGAUCACCUUCGGCUGGAACUUCACCGAUGUCCUGGUCACCCCGAGCGCGCUCACCAUUUCUGCCGUCUGCGACAAUGGCAACACCUACCCCGUCGGGCCCACGAACGGCAUUCUCAAUGGCACGGCGUCCAGCGUAACGUGGGACCUCUGGUCGUGGCAGGAAGCGAACCCCAGCACACCGCUGGCCGUCGCGACGUAUACGCUGGAGAUAUGGGGAGACUUGGGCAGGGGCGCGGGGCAGCAGCCCGGCCAGCUGUCGGAGAACACGAACCUCCAGUUUGCGCUCUACUCACCACAACCCUACACCCCGCUUUCAAGUUGGACAUGCGCAGGGUGUAACGUCAACGCCGCGUGGUCAACAUAUGCCGCACAUCCUGCCACCGUCAGUCUCGUUGCGACGUUCCUCAUCAUGUUCCUCUCCGGCUGGGCGCUCAUACGACAGGCCUGGCACUGACCGGUCUGGCGUUAGCUUUCUGGGUUUGAAUAUGACGUAGAGUAUGGUUCUGACGUUCUGACAUUGGUUACGGACUACGUUGGGCACGACGGCUACGAUACGGUACUGCUUCUUCUGUUCAGUCUUUUCACGGACAUACACCUCGCAUACACAGCAUAGCAUUUGGUAAUUUGGACGUCGCAUGUGUACUCUGGGCGUACAUGGACAACUGGCAACUUGUACUUUUGCA
Molecule: messenger RNA, 879 nt
Organism: Postia placenta MAD-698-R-SB12
Lineage: Eukaryota; Fungi; Basidiomycota; Agaricomycetes; Polyporales; Adustoporiaceae
Exons: 2
Coding region: 78-650 (190 amino acids)
Source: RefSeq, a predicted model, not a curated record